Myotis daubentonii (Daubenton's bat) is the source of this 1737-nucleotide messenger RNA. It is a transcript of the gene NPM2, whose product is annotated as nucleophosmin/nucleoplasmin 2. Gene Ontology annotation, molecular function: chromatin binding; histone binding; RNA binding. NCBI's taxonomy places the organism in Eukaryota, Metazoa, Chordata, Mammalia, Chiroptera, Vespertilionidae. The record is from RefSeq and is a predicted model, not a curated record. Gene Ontology annotation, biological process: positive regulation of DNA replication; chromatin remodeling. Gene Ontology annotation, cellular component: nucleolus; cytoplasm; nucleoplasm.
GAGGGAUAGAGAGUUAGAAACAUGGAUGAGAGAGAAACAUCCAUCGAUCAGCUGCCUCCUGCACGCCACCUACUGGGGAUGUGCCCGCAACCAAGGUACGUGCCCUUGACGGGAAUCGAACCCGAGACCCUUCAGUCCGCAGGCAGACGCUCUAUCCACUGACCCAAACCGGUUAGGCUGUAAGUUAUUUUUUCAAUAAAAUUGACAUUUAAAAAAAGAAAAAAGCUGGUUCCCGCACAGCAGAAGCUCCAUCCAGGGUUCCAGAGAGAGAUGUAUCCAGCUACGCCCUCCAGCACAGCUCCGGGAAAGACUAUCCCUUCCCGGUUGAAUUGCUGGCGCCUCCGCUGAAAAUCAGCGAAACUUACAGGAGGGUGCGGAGCCCAGCGGCGGGACGGAUGAGGAUGCGCGGAGAGUUCCCUGGGGGCUCCGGCCGCUGUGCGCGCGGCUGUUUGUUAAAUGACGGGCUCUCUCCGGAUUCCUCACCAGCUGCCGCCCCCUCUCCUGGCCGCGGGACAAGCCAUCCUUCUGGGAACAGGGCUCUCCUCUCCGGGGACCCACACGGGAAGGGGGGACAAGAAGAAGGCGCCUCAUAACAGCUGCGGGGCAGCCGGCGCGGCGCGAUUAGGCGGUGAGAGCCCGGAGGGAGUGCUCCGAGGACCGGCCCGGGCGACCCGCGCCCGCCAAGCAGCCACAGCGAGGCCAGCCGCCCGGGGUGACGGGGCCCCGGAGCGCACGACGCGCACUUCCCCCUGCGUGCGGGGCGGGCAGCGGGUGGCGGGUCCUCGCCGCGCUCUGGGCCGCCCUGCGCGGGCCUCUCCUCCCCAGGCCCCACCGCAGCGCACCGCCGGCUCCCCCGGCGCCAUGAACCGCAGCCGCACCAGCACCCCGGACAAGGCCGGGACAGCCAAGCUUUGGGGCUGUGAGUUAAACCAGGAGAAGCGGACCUGGACCUUCAAGCCGCAGAAGGAGGGCGAGCAGGACUGUAAGGUGUUGCUCAAUACGAUUUGCCUGGGGGAGAAAGUCAAAGAGGAGAUGAACCUCGUGGAGAUCCUGCCCCCAGCAAGCCAGGAGGACAAGAGGACGAAGCCCAUCAUCGUCGCCUCGCUGCAGGCCUCUGUGCUGCCCAUGGUCACGAUGAGCCUGGAGCUCUCUCCUCCAGUCACUUUUCAGCUGCGGGCUGGCUGGGGACCCGUGUUCCUCAGUGGCCAGGAACGUUAUGAAAUUCCAGACCUCUCCUGGGAGGAAGAGGAGGAGGAAGAGGAGCAGCAGUCAGAGGAAGAAGAUGAUGACGAUGACGACGAUGAUGAUGAAGAGGUGUCCCUAGAGGAGAGCCCUGUCAAAAAAGGCAAGAGGCUGGCGUCCCAGAAGCAGACGAGCGUGGCCAAGAAAAAAAAAGUGGAAAAAGAAGAGGAGGCAGCAAGACCCAGUCUCAAAGGCAAGAGCCCUGUGAACAAGGCCAGAUACACCCCCAAAGUAAGGAAGCCGGUACCCAAGAAAUGAGAAGCCAGGAGUGCAUGGCCUCCGUGAUGGGGGAGGGCCUGCCUGGCCACCAUGCACCGCGGGCCUUCCUGGGAUGCACCGUGGGCCUAGGGAGUAUCCCCCCCGGCCCUCAACCUGAGUCUGAAGGUGAUGGAGCUGUUGGGGGGCAACACAAGAGCCCCUCACCCCAACUCACUGGAUUCAGCAGGACCUGGAGGGAAGAACCCCAACCUCAGGGACACAAUAAAGUUUGCUUUG